CCGCAUACCCCUUGCCGCUUCAUGAUAAAUUGAUAAUGAUAGUUUUAUUACGCCUAUAAAUAAAUGAACUCUAAUCGCCACCGCAAAGUAGAUUGAUUAGGCUGCAGAGACGUCGCUUUCAUUGAAUCCUUAAUCCUCCUGCACAUAAAUGGAGAGCAUAUGAUCUUAAAAACCCACAUAUAAAUGUAUCCCCUCUCCGGGCCCAGAUGCUUUAUGUUGCUUCAAUUGCUAACUUGAUGCUACUUCCACAGGCAAGAGGGGCCCUUUUAUCUUUGCUUCCUUAAUCAAAUACAGUACAAGUUCUCUAAAAUCCCCCACAUCACCGUACACAUACCCUUUUCUCUUUCUCUCUCUAGAAUUAUCAGAAAUGAAGGGCUCAGAUGAACAUGCAGGUGCAGGAGGAGGAGGAGGAGGGAUAGGAGGAGAUGAGAUCUGGCUGGAAGGAAACGCGGAGGAAGAUCUAUUGGUAGACGUGAACGACCCCUCCAUUUUCUACAGCGACUUCCCCCCGCUCCCCGACUUCCCCUGCAUGUCUUCGUCCUCGUCCUCGUCCUCUGCCCCGGCCCCGCCUCCCAAGCCCAUCGCUUCCUCAGCGUCGUCGUCGUCCUCCUCUUCCGCUGCGUCAUGGGCGCUCCUGAAGUCCGACGCGGAGGAGUCCUACGCGGACAAGAACCGCGACCAGCCGGUUGCAGUUGCACCGCCGUUGCCGGUUCCCGGGCCGCCGGAGGACGGCAUCGAUUGCAUGGACGUGAUGGAGACUUUCGGGUACAUGGAGUUGAUGGACUCCAACGAGAUAUGGGACCCGUCUUCGAUUUUCCAAGCCGACAAUCCUCAACCUCCGCACGAAGAAUCUCUCUUGCAUCACCAGCAGCAGCAACAGUAUCAUCAUAACGACAAUUACUUGUUGCAAAACGAGGUUGUCCAGGAGCAGCAGAAGGCGCCGGCGCCGGUGCCGGUGGACGAACUGGGAACAGUGUUCUUCGAGUGGCUCAAGUCGAACAAGGAGUACAUAUCGGCCGAAGACAUGCGGAACAUCAAGCUGCGGCGAGCCACGGUGGAGUCGGCCUCGAAGCGGUUGGGGAGCACGAAAGAGGGCCGGAAGCAGUUGUUGAAAUUAAUCCUCGAGUGGGUCGAGAAUUACCAGCUCCAGAAAAAGCAAGCCGCCGCAGCAGCCGCCUCCUCGUCUCAAUUCCCAUUCCAAGAGCCUUUCCAAAACCCUAACCCUAAUUGCAAUCCCAUUCCCUCUCCUGAUAAUAUAAACCCUUGUUUCCCACCCUCCACGUGGCUGCAUCCCGCGCCACCGCCGCAACCGCAGUACGUCGCCGAUCCGACGGGGUUUCCCUACGGCGGUGAUUUGUACACCGGUGGUGGCCCGUCUAACUAUCAGACGGAAUAUCAAACGCUGGAGACGGCCCAAACCUGGCCUCCGUCAUCGGGCCCGCAGCAGCAGUACCCAAUGGGGGCUGCCCAGAUCCAAUUCAACCAAUUUCCGGAGGCUAAUACUAACAGUAAUGUUGUUACGGGUAUUCCGAAUCAACAAGGGUUUGUGGGGUACGGAGGGAAUCCGUAUCAGUAUCAGCAUCAGUAUAGUUACCAGGGGAACAACAACAAUGGGGAGAAGUUGGUUAGGUUGGGUUCUUUGGCGACGAAAGAGGCGAGGAAGAAGAGGAUGGCGCGACAGAAGCGGUUUCUCUCUCACCACCGGCACCAUCAACUCCAUCAGCACCAUAAUCAUAACCAACAGAAUCAGCAGCUUCAGAUGAUCAGUCAGAAAGUGGAUCACAAUCAGCAAGUUAUAAGCAUUGGUGGCUGCGAGAGUCGUAGCGCGGCAGGUCAAGUCAAUCCGGGGGCGAACUGGGUUUAUUGGCCCAAUGCUAAUGCUGCCGGUUGUUCGUCUGUGCCCGUGGUGGUGCCUGCGGAGGCACCGCCACCACCACCACAAGUGGUGGCGGACUGCCCUCCUCCUGUUCAAGGGCAAAAUAGUCAGCAGCGGCAGGUUCAUACCGAAAAGCGGCAGGGAUGGAAACCUGAAAAGAACUUGAAAUUUCUUCUCCAGAAAGUGUUGAAGCAAAGUGAUGUGGGUAAUCUCGGAAGGAUUGUGUUGCCCAAAAAAGAAGCUGAAACCCAUCUUCCAGAGCUGGAGGCCAGGGAUGGAAUUGCGAUUACAAUGGAAGACAUUGGAACUUCUCAGGUCUGGAACAUGCGCUACAGUCUCAGAUUUUGGCCGAACAACAAAAGCCGGAUGUAUCUCCUUGAGAACACAGGAGAUUUUGUCCGAGCAAAUGGACUCCAAGAAGGAGAUUUCAUAGUGAUAUACUCAGAUGUAAAGUGUGCGAAAUACAUGAUAAGAGGAGUGAAGGUGAGACAACCAGGACCAAAAUCCGAAGCCAAGAAACCAGCGAAGAGUCAUAGAAGAUCAUGUACAGCAGCGCAAGCCGAUGGUAGUGGCUCCUCCUCCCAACCAUCACGAAGAGCGUGAAGGCUGAAUGGAAAUGAAGCUGGAAAACCUUCCCCUGAAGUCCCAUUGCCUUUCCCUAUCUGCGUUUGAUAUGACAUGGGCCGGAAUGCUAUGACAAAUCCUUUGUCAGGGUCUUCGGUAUUUUGUUAUCGGAUGCUUAAUUGUCGUAAUCGGAGGUACUCAAAAACUUUAUAUAUAAAUAGGGUUUACCCUGUACGGAUCAUAUUUUGGGGUGGUAUACCCUUACUUGUAACCUUUUAGUAUGAAAUAUUGUAGAAACUGAAAUCUGUAUGUGUUUAGGGUUUCCUUUGGUAGGGGAGUCUCUUUUCAUUCAGGGUCAAUUUCACUGAAAUCUGUACUGGGAGAAUGUGUAUGGUUCCUAACAUACUUAUUUAAUGUACUUCAGGUAAUACUUCUUGAUAUGCUACUUAAUUUUGAAAUAAGAAUCUCUCUGCAUCUUU
Molecule: messenger RNA, 2919 nt
Organism: Rhododendron vialii
Lineage: Eukaryota; Viridiplantae; Streptophyta; Magnoliopsida; Ericales; Ericaceae
Product: B3 domain-containing transcription factor ABI3
Exons: 6
Coding region: 368-2479 (703 amino acids)
Molecular function (GO): DNA-binding transcription factor activity; DNA binding
Source: RefSeq, a predicted model, not a curated record